Messenger RNA from Ipomoea nil (Japanese morning glory), 1521 nucleotides. RefSeq names its product phospholipase A1-IIgamma-like. The record is from RefSeq and is a predicted model, not a curated record. NCBI's taxonomy places the organism in Eukaryota, Viridiplantae, Streptophyta, Magnoliopsida, Solanales, Convolvulaceae. Gene Ontology annotation, molecular function: glycerophospholipid phospholipase A1 activity. Gene Ontology annotation, biological process: lipid metabolic process. The transcript is spliced from 3 exons. The coding region runs from base 45 to 1259 and encodes 404 amino acids.
ACCACUACUUUAACAAAGAAAAAAAAAAAUAGAGAGAAUUGAAGAUGGCGGGCGGCAUAGCUGAAAGAUGGAAGGCUCUAAGUGGGAGUGAUAACUGGAAAGGGCUACUAGACCCUUUGGACUCCGAUCUCCGCCGCUAUCUCAUUCACUACGCCGCCAUGAUUUGUCCCUCAUUUGAAACUCUCAUAACUCAACCAUUUUCCAAAAAUAUUGGAUUGCCCAGAUACGCCAGGAGAAACCUCCUCGCCAAUACAGGCCUCGUCAAGGGAAACCCCUUCAAAUAUGAAGUGACCAAAUACUUCUAUGCAGUAUCAGGAUUCCCAGUCGGAGCUACAGGGUAUAAUGUGAGGCCAGAGAGAAGUGAUGCAGUGCUAAAGGAAUCAAACUGGAAUGGAUAUGUUGCUGUGGCCACUGAUGAAGGAAAAGCUGCUUUGGGACGAAGAGACAUUCUGGUUGUUUGGAGGGGAACAUUGCGACCCUUAGAAUGGGUUACCAAUUUCACAUUCCUUUUUGUCACAGCGCCCUUAAUCUUUGGCCAAAAUUCUGAUCCUCUGGUGCAUAGGGGUUGGUACGAAAUGUAUACUGCAAUCAAUAAAGAUUCAGUCUUGAAUGAAAAGAGUGCUCGAGAUCAGGUUCGUGAAGAAGUUGCAAGACUUGUUGAGUUAUACAAGGGCGAGGAACUCAGCAUAACCGUGACAGGGCACAGCUUGGGUUCUUCCAUGGCAACACUGAAUGCAACAGACAUGGCUGUCAACCCAUUCAGACCGGACAUUCCUGUCACUGCUUUCUUGUAUGCAAGUCCCAAAGUAGGGGACCUGAAUUUUAAGAAUGCUUUUGCUAACCAACCAAAUCUCAGAGGCCUGCGAAUCACUGACGUCAACGACGUUGUUACCAAAAUUCCGCCAUUUGGAUGGCCACUUGGUGCUCAAAUAUUGCCAAUCAUAUAUUACCAAGAUGUGGGAGAGGGUUUAAUAAUUGAAUCCAAAAGAUCUGAGUAUUUGAAGCCUGAACUCUCCUCGGCUCUUGGCUAUCACGAUUUGGUGCUUUAUAUGCAUGCAAUUGAUGGGUUCGAAGGGCCUCAAGGAGGGAUCUUGCCUCGCGGAUUCUUUGAUCUUGCCAAAAUUAACAAGUAUCAGGAUGCUUUGAAAGACGAAUUUAGUAUCCCAGUGGCCUGGUUGACCGUAAAAGAUAAAGGAAUGGUUCAGAAAGAGGACGGGAGUUAUAUUCUUGAUGAUCACGAAGUGGAUGACGGCUUUUAAACUAAAACCAAUUCAUUUGGUUGAAUAAAGCUAAGUCUCCUAUGAAGUUUCUACUUAUUUAUCAGUGUGCUUUGAAUAAGACUACCGGAGGCAACUAGCUAGCAGUGUGGCUGAAUGCAUAUGUAUGUUUGUUGUUUGCUUGCUUGUUUGUUUGUUUUUGAAUAAUGUGUUAAGGGAAAAUUGCAGUUUUAUUCCAUAAUUUAUAUGAAAAAUUGUAGUUUUCGUCCUCAAUUAAUAUUGCAGUAAUAUCUAUUAAUUAGUC